Molecule: messenger RNA, 3174 nt
Organism: Letharia columbiana
Lineage: Eukaryota; Fungi; Ascomycota; Lecanoromycetes; Lecanorales; Parmeliaceae
Exons: 4
Coding region: 1-3174 (1057 amino acids)
Biological process (GO): endocytosis; endosomal transport; actin cortical patch assembly
Cellular component (GO): cytoplasm; actin cortical patch; plasma membrane
Molecular function (GO): calcium ion binding; protein binding
Source: RefSeq, a predicted model, not a curated record
AUGAAGAUAUGGACUCUCUCGGAUACAACGAAGUCGGGUCAGCUCCUCUUUCCGGAGUUCGCUCUAGCCAUGUACCUUUGCAAUUUGAAGCUUGUAGGAAAAGAAUUACCGCAAAGCUUGCCGGAAAAGAUCAUGAACGAAGUCUCUAGUAUGGUGGAUAUCAUUUCAUUCGGCGUGCCUGACGAUCGUCCUGUGGCGCCUCCUCGAAGCAAUGCGCCCAAUUUCAAUGCUCCAACCUCAGCAAGUUCCGCCUCCGUAAUUCAGCAGCCUCAGCCUCAGGCUUCGAACAGCCAGCUGCUGUCGCAGAUUGCAUCUCAACCAACAGGUUUCGCAGCGCAGUACAUCCCACCUCAACCAACGGGCUUUGGAAAUCAGCAAACCGGCUUCACACCACAGCCGACUAGCUUUCAGCAACAGCAGACAGGGUACCAGCAAAACGCACAAGCUACGGGUUACCAGGGUCCCAGGCCUCCCAUGCCGCCAAUGCCGACGGGUUAUGGCUCGAAUCUCUCUCCAGCGCAGACUGGCAACCAACCGUCAAUGCCUCUUAAUGCUCAGCCUACGGGACGCCCUGGGCAGUGGGGGCUUGUGAACGCUCCGGCUUCAGGAUUGCCAAAUAUUGAUGCUCUACAACAGCGUAUGAUGCCCCAAGCAGGCCGUGAAGGAGGAUAUACAACGGCUGGACUGUCGGGAAGCGCUACGGUUCCGUGGGCUGUUACCAAGGAUGAGAAGAAGAUUUACGAUCAGCUAUUCAAGGCCUGGGAUGGAUUCAACAAAGGCUUCAUUGGUGGCGAUGUUGCCAUUGAGGUCAUGGGCCAAAGCGGACUUCCUAAAGCCGACCUCGAAAAGGUUUGGACUCUGUCCGAUCCUAGUAAUAAAGGAAGAUUAGAUAUGGAUGAGUUCGCUGUCGCUAUGCAUUUAAUUUACAGGAAGCUGAAUGGCUACCCCGUGCCUAAUCAGCUGCCACCAGAGCUUGUCCCUCCAUCGACAAGGAACUUCACGAAUUCAAUAGAUACUGUCAAGUCGCUACUUUCACAAGAUGCCGAAACCAGGAAAAGUACGGGUUCCUUCCUUCAACCGCAGAAAACGGGUGUUAGCUAUCUGAAGAACCAUUCAUUCCGGAACGAUUCGAACGGCAUCACGCCAGGACGAAAGGAUGCAACCAUCUUUCGAAACAACGAUGAUGAUAUCGGGUACAGAUCGAGUGCGCGCCGCAGGGUUGGUGGUGAUGGACGUACUCCUUCACCCGCUCAAUCAACAUCACCAUCUUCCGAAAGAUCAAGUGAUGAUCUGUCGAUCGAACAGCUGCGUAAGAAGAUCCGAGAAAAGCAGGUAUUGCUAGACGCAAUUGACUUCAAGGAUGAGAACGCUGCGGAAGAAGACGAUGCUCUUGAUCGAAGGGAUCGUCGAGAGGCCGAGGACCUUUAUCGACGCAUACGGCGGAUUCAAGAGGACAUCGAUAGCCAUCCCAAAGCAACGCUGCGAAGCAUUGAUUCUAGCGCGGAACGAAGGACCUUGAAACGCCAAUUGCAGAGAUUGACAGACCGUCUCCCAGAACUAGCGUCUCAAGUCAGAAAGACAGAACGUAGCAUUUCUGAUGCCAAGAUUGAAUUAUUCCGUAUGAAAGAUGCAAAAGCCCACCCCAGCAGCGCCUCCACGAUCGUUGGUACUGGACCCGGCGGGGCUGUCACAGAGGCAGAUAGACUCAAGGCGCGCGCGAAAGCAAUGAUGCAGCAACGCUCUGCGGCUCUGACAGGUAAAGGUGCUCCCGCCAGCGGAGAUGACAGCGGUGCCGCUGCAAGACGCUUGGAGGAGGAGAAUUCAAAAGCUAAGAGUGAACGGGAGAAUAAUGAAAAUAUGAUCAAAGAUGUGGAAGACAGCGUACGAGACUUUUCUCGUGGUCUUGAGGAUACUCUGAUGCAGGAUGGUGAGGAUGCGAGCAGUGAGCACGAAAGACGGAGGUGGGAGGACGGCCUGGGUGUCGAGGAUGAAGUGAGAGACUUCAUCUUUGAUUUGCAGAGGAGUAGUCGUAGUGCCAAAGUACGAAGUGAAGAUACUGGUAGUACUCGUUCCGAUGAAAAUGGCCGAGGUCCCUCUCGUAAAGAUAGCUCGCGUGACCUUACACCGACCAGCCAUGACAGGAAGCCCGAGUCUCGGGAAACUUCAAGACCAGCAGCUGCUUCUGCUUCUGCAGGCUCUUACUCAUCCUACAAGACCGGCGAAGAUCGAGCCGCAUUCAUAAAGCAGCAGGCAGAGCAGCGUAUGGCCGAACGUCUUGCAGCUCUUGGCUUAAAACCACCAACUAAGUCUGGUGAAUCUGCCCAGCAGAGACAAGAACGCGAAGCCAAGGAACGUCAAGAACGAGUCCGUCAAGCUGAGGCAGAGGAUACCAAGCGAGAAGAAGAGAGGCAACGUAGGCUUGCCGAUGAGCAACCGUCUGCUCCAGAAAUUAGCAAGUCCUCCAAAAAGCCACCUCCUCCACCAACGCGAAACCGUAGAGCAGACAGUGCCGCGCAGCGUGAGGAAGUCAAACGGCAACAAGACGAUGAUGCCCUCAGGGCCGAAGCCGAGCAGCAAGGAAAGGAGCAAGCGAUCAAAGAUCAGCAGCGGGUCCAACAGUCAGAGACCAAGGGCAUGGAAAACGAAGCUCAACGACAGGAACAUGACCUGGCCCAAGAGCGUGAAGCUUCGCAGGCUCGUCUUAAAGCGCUAGAAGAGCAGGUCAAGCAAGGUAAAGUUAAGAAGCAGGAGGAGAAGCGCAGGAAGCAAGCCGCGGAGAGAGAAGCAAAGGAGAAGGAAGCUAAGCUUGCAGCUCAGCGAGCAGAGCUGGAAGCUGCAAAGGAACGGGAACGGCAGCUACAGUUGCAAUUGGAGAGCCUAGGCGACGAAGAUUCGUCUGACGAGGAUGGACCUCAAGAGAUUACGCCACAAGAGACUACGCCAUUGAACAGUCAGGUGCUCUCAAGAGAAGGUAGUGUCCAGGCGUCUAAUCGCUCAUCACCGCCAUUUGCGCCUGCGGCCAAGGCCGAAGCUUCAAUGAGUCCACCUCCAGCGCCCGUCCAAAGUCCUCCUGCGGCACCAGCUCUUUUCACCGCCAGCACCAGCACCGUCGUCAUCAUCUUCAUACGGUGCAGAUACCAAGAACCCAUUCUUCAAAAAGAUGAAUCAAGCUAA